ACUAACUCAGCUUCUCUUCGGAGCGUCACUGUCAUGACAACAAGCCGAUGGCUCCAAGCAAGAAGAUGAGAAAUUAGAUGUUUGCGUGAACCAGGAGUAACAAUCAAGGAGUGGCGUUUCUGUAAAGUUGGAGGCGCCAUGUCUCUUUUUAAAGCCCGUGACUGGUGGUCAGCAGCUCUCGGUGAGGGGGAGGAAUUUGACCAGGGAUGCCUGUGUGUCGGAGAUGUGGACAACAGUGGUACAGGACAUGACAAGAUUGUUGUGGGCAGCUACAUGGGAAUGCUGCGGAUAUUCUCCCCAAAUGCCAAUAAGCUGAGCGAUGAGGGCUCAGCCGAUGCCCAGCUCCUUGAAGUUCAGCUUCAAAAUGCCAUCAUCCAAGUUGAAGUUGGCAAGUUUGUCUCGUGUUCAGAGCUGCUUCACCUGGCUGUUCUUCACCCGAGGAAGCUAUCAGUUUACUCUGUGUCUGGUACUGCAGGGACUGUGGAACAUGGAGAUCAGUACCAGCUGAAGUUAGUGUAUGAGCAUAACCUGCAAAGAACAGCCUGCAACAUGACAUACGGCACGUUCGGAGGAGUCACAGGUCACCAUUCCUUGUGCAUCCAGUCUAUGGAUGGGAUGCUGAUGUUCUUUGAGCAGGACAGCUACUCUUUUGGUAGAUUUCUUCCUGGCUUUCUGCUGCCUGGUCCGCUGGCCUACAAUCCCAGAUCCGACAGCUUCCUCACCGUCUCUUCUGCACGCCAGCUUGAAAGCUACAAGUAUGAGACUUUGGCUGUGGCUACAGAUGCAGAGAGUCGACAGGAUUCUGAUUUACUCCCUAAAACUGGGGGCAAGAGGCUGACGCCUGACUGGACAUUUGUCUUGGGAGAACAGGCUCAGGACAUAUCAGUACCCUCCUUCUCCCAUUCUUCUUCCUCCAUUCUUGUACUGGGUGAGAGGAACCUCUUCUGUCUCCGGGAUAACGGACAGAUCCGCUUCAUGAAGAAACUGGAAUUUAACCCUAGCUGUUUCCUACCCUAUCCCUCGGUGAAAGAUGGCACCACAAACCUGCUGCUGGGUAACCACAACAACAUGCUGCUGAUUUACCAGGACGUCACUCUGAAGUGGGCAGCCCAGCUCCCCUUUGUGCCUGUGGCUGUUCGUGUUGCCAGCUUCCCGGAGCUGAAGGGAGUUGUGGUUAGUCUGAGCUCAGAUGGUCAUCUUUUGAGCUCUUACCUGGGUACAGACCCUUCCUUCUUCUCAACUCCUAAAGUAGAUGCCAGAGAGGCUGAUUAUGAGCAGGUUGAUGUUGAGAUGAAGAAACUGCAGAAGUUCAUCAGAGAGGCCACAAGGACUCAAGAUAUACUUCCCAAAUCUGAUGCUGCAGAGGACCUGUCUGUCAAGGCUACUGUGUGUUCCUGUCUGGACACAUCAUCGCAAGCUCUCAUCCCUGAUAUUGAUGGUCUGCCUGUGCCCUCAGUUACUGUCCAGGUAAAAGUAAAGGCCAGCUCUGUUCUACAGUCUGCUAAGCUUUCCGUUUGCGUCCAGCCUCCUUUGGCUGUGUCUCAAGACCAGUUUGGUUUGGAGCAAAUGGGUGUUGGUUCAACCAAAGAAGUGUCUUUUUCAGUUUUCCUCAAUGGCCGAUACCCCCCCGCUGAUCUGACCGGAGACAUUGUUGUGUCCUAUAGCUCGCCAACAGAGCUUAAUCCCAAAGGAGUUCCCAGGGUUCUCCAGUCCAGGUUCAGUCUUCCUCUGGCACUGGUGUGUGUACCUUCAUCCCCAGCCAAAACCACCAAGUUUAAGAUCACCGUGGACACCAACCAACCACCAGUUGACCUCAGCGCUAUCUUUAGAGAGUUUUCAGCGAAAACAGAAGAUAAAGAUGGGAACAGUUUGGCUUUUCAGUUUCUGUCUGGAGCCAAAGUUACUGUGGUGUCCUCAAAGACCUCCCAGCGUUACCGCAUUCAGAGCGACAGUUUCGAGGACAUGUGGCUGGUGGUGAAAGAACUUGUUCAGAGAUUUGAUCAACAUUUCUCCAAACUGGAAAUCAAAGACUUCAAGAAAAGUUUUAGUGGUCCUAUGCCGCUUCAAGAGUACUUCCUGUCUGUAGACAAUCACUUUCAGCUGCGUGUCAGUGCUCAACAGUAUCAGGAUCUGCUGUCUGAGCGAGCCGUCCAGUUCAGAGCUAUCCAGCGGCGCCUGCUGACCCGAUUCAAAGACAAGACCCCGGCACCUCUGCAGAACCUGGACUCACUGCUAGACGCCACUUACAACCAGGUCAUUACAUUGGCCGAGGCUGCAGAGGAGAACCGGGCGCUACUGGAGCAGGCUUUUGUCCGUCUACGGAGCUCCACUCACCUGCUGGUGCUGCUGUUGUCCCUGUGGCAGGGCCUGACCCCCGAUCAGACUGCCAUUUUGGAAGCUACCUUGCUGCCGCUCCUGCAGGACACACCACAGCUGGGUUGGGAGGAGAGCUGUGAUGCGGCAGUCUCCCACCUUCUGCGGAGCUGCUUGUCGCGGAGCCCCAAGGACCAGGCCACAUCUCUAGCCCACAGAGGUGGCCCCAUGCUGGGCCUUCCCCAAGACACAAACCGCCUCAAGAAACACAUAGCCCUGCUCUGUGAUCGCAUUGGCAAAGGAGGCCGGCUCACCCUGGCCUCUGAAGCUAAUGUCCAGAUUCCCGCUCAGGUCCAAAAUCUUGCUGCUCCUGGAGGCGUUGAGCCGAUAGCAGAGGUUUCGGGUGAUGGGGAGGAGAUGGAACCUCCACAAGAAAUUACCCAAUUAAUCAGGAAGAAACCAUCUAAGAAAGUCAAGAAAGAAAAAGACUACAUAGAGAAGAAAGGUGUGUCCACAGAGCCAUCCGAGGCAGACGGGAAAGAGGAAGCAGGAGUUCCAGAGGACCCCAUCAAGGAGGUGAAAAAAGAGAAGAAGGAGUCAUCCAAAGACAAAAAAGAGUCAAAGAAGGAUUCCAGCAAGGAGGCCAAAGAGCCAAUGGACGAGGCAAAGAAAAAGGAGUCAUCUACUUCCAAGGAAAAGAAGAAGGAAAAAGAGAAGGAAGGAAAGGAGUCUGUGGACAAAAAAGUGUCCAGGAAGUCCUCUGUGAAAGUGAAAGACAAGAAGAAAGAGCCAGGAGCUGGACAGGGCUGAUGGAAGCAAUGCAAUAAUGAAUCUUUAUAUGCAUUUAAAAACAUACAUAAACUAAAUACAUUUAUUCAUCUUCCACAUAUGCACAUCCGCAGACCUCCCGGUCAUAAGUAUGUGUAUAUGUUUGUAUAAUGUUUACAAGUCUACAUAAACAGGGUAAUCUAACUGAAACACGUUCGUAUAUACAACAUAAAUAUGUACUCUGUCAGGGUUACAUGUCUCAGUGGCAAAACCAUUUCCUUCCAGAUGCUUUUCAAAACCAUGUUGAUCCACCGUUCUUCUGCCGAAGCCACCGCAUAUAGCUGUUCAGUGAGUGUGUUUUCGAACUGUGGUGAACUCUGAGCCAACGAGGAGUGAGGAUGAAUGCAAAAUCCUCCUCCUCAUGCAUUUUGCUGACUCUCUCCUUCAUCAUCGUUGUCUUCAGCUGCAGUUGAACCCACAAUACUAAUCCCAGCAGGGGCCCCAAACCAGCUCACACCCACACACACUUUUGGAUGUAACGUCGGAAACGCCCUCUCGCACCCUUGCGUGGUUCGAGGGUUCGCCAGAGGACUCGCCGCCUUUCCACCAGGAAUAAAAUCGUCUGGCUCGUCUGGCCACCCCACUCCUUCUGGGUAAAUCAAGGCUACAUCCCACAGCUGCCACGGCCACUACUGCUGCUAACACCCCUGUCUGACCCUCCUUGGACACUCAAGAUGGACAUGUGGUGGCGUAUGGACACAUACUUGUCCCCUUGGAACCCUAAUCCAAUUGCAUGAUAGAAACCAGCAGAGCCUUUUUAGAGAAACAGGAUGCCACUCCAGGCUCAUCUGCUCAUCUGUGGUUUAAACAGCUUCAUAAAUGUCAGUUUAAAGAGAAUAAAGAAGAGCAUUAGGAGUGCAAUGAGAAAUGUAGACUUUUUUAGAAGCAAGAUGCUUAUUAGAUUUUACAAUAAACCGCACACUGUGGUAAGUCCUGUUGAAAAACUGUUUUGCUUGGAUUAUUGAAACAAAACAUUUAUACUUUUGGUGGUGUCUGUAUUGGUAUCUUUUUAUUUUAGUCCCCCUUAGACACAGACAUAAUCUGAAAAGUUUAAAUAUUUCCGGAAAUGUUCCAAACACUUUAUUUCAGAAAGAUUUUUCAGGAAAUGUAUCUGUAUCUUGUCUUUUUUUGCAAUAAUUUCCACACUAUAUGAUUAUGAUAAUGAGACAAGCUCUAAUUACAUAUUAUUGACCAAACGUCCUCAGAUGCAAGUUUUAGAUGAACAAAUUUUCUUCCAGUUGGAUUAAUGUUUUUGAUGCAUGUUCACACACUCAUUCUUACACUUUUUGCCAUGCACAGACAGUAGAUUUUAUUUGCAUCAGUGCAGUACACAGCCUGCACUGAUUGUAUUUUCGCCAGAAUUGACCUUUGUAGACUUUUGCCAUAGUUGCUGUGCCAGCAGCUCUGCAUUAAACUCUAAGUCCACAUCAAGCAUUGUGUCUGUGGGUCCAAUUUAAGCUCUUUUCUUGUCAGGGACACUUAUUUUUAUUUUUAGCUUGUAUUGUGAAACAGAUGCAUGUUUGCAAUGUUAGUCACAGGCUCUGUUUGAAGAAAACCUCAUGCCCUUUGAUUUGAAUAUAGUUUUCUUUUUUUCGUCAAAUGUAGACACUAAACUGUUUGACAAAUGAAAGAAAUUUAAAAGUUGAGGCUGCACCAGCUCAUCUUUUCCAAAAAAGAUUGUUAGAAAUCUUGGUGAUGUUAUAAAGAUUUUCAUUGGAUACUGUGUACUGUAAGUUACUCUUUCAUAUCUCUCUGGAUGUUUGAAAUGUAGAGCAGGUUUUGGAAAUAUUCUAGUGGUUCAGAUCCAUCGGGCUCCUACUUUGAGUCUGGUUUAAUGGCCAUAGUUCAUUCCAGAAGACGUUUCUGCACUCUAAAAUGAACUUUGCUAUAACUGUGAAUCCUGUAGUUAAAAUCAACAAACAUGAGAAUGAAAUAAACGUAUUUAUGAGUA
Molecule: messenger RNA, 5092 nt
Organism: Girardinichthys multiradiatus
Lineage: Eukaryota; Metazoa; Chordata; Actinopteri; Cyprinodontiformes; Goodeidae
Gene: bbs9
Product: Bardet-Biedl syndrome 9
Exons: 23
Coding region: 139-3123 (994 amino acids)
Biological process (GO): cilium assembly
Cellular component (GO): BBSome; membrane
Molecular function (GO): protein binding
Source: RefSeq, a predicted model, not a curated record